AUCGCACUUUUGCAUACAAUAUCGAAAGCGCCAGAGACGCAAAUCCGACCGUUCAGCCGCGACCGCCUCGAAAUCAGCAUGCCGGCUCCGUCGAAUACCCUCCUGAUCGAGGGCUCUUUCGAGGAGCUCUCAGACGAACUCGCACAGUACAUCGACAGUCUGCGAAAGGCCCAAAAUGUGGAGGGCGGCCCCAUACAACCGGAAGUGAGCAGCCUGGUGCAGGAGAAGAAGACGGAGGAUGCGCUCAAGAAGCUGGUCGGCGCCGCUUCGAUACUCAAUGCAGCGCCGGAAAAGGACAUUGUCGCGGCGUACAAUCUACUUAUACACAUUAUACGACAAGCACCAAAGCCGGAGAUGUUCCUUAACAGAAUAUGUCAAUACCUGUCGAAGCCAAUCACUUCAUCGCCGCAGAACGGCACCGGUCUCGCACUUUCCAUCCUUAGCACCAUCUUCAACACCGUACCAGCGGACAACGAGGCGCGUUUCCACAUUUUCCGGGCUAUACUCUCGGUCGUUAAGAAUUCAGGUAACUUUGAGACGCUUAAGCCGCAACUGAAGAAUCUGGAUCAGUGGAUCGCGCAAUGGGACAUCGACGCUGAAGAGCAGAGACAGUUGUUUUUGGAAAUUUCCGAAACAGCGGAGGCCUCGGGGGAGACCGAUGAUAGCUACGAGUACCUCAUCAGGGCACUGCGGACAAUACCUGCGGACGAGGCGUCGAGCGAAGAGGCGCAAAAGUUGUCACAACAGGCGUUGAAGGCCGCUUUGCUUCAUCCCGCACAUUUCGACUUUGAAGAUCUCAAUUCGCUGGACGCCGUCCAGGCGCUCAAGAACUCUGACGCCGUCGCCUUCGAACUGCUCGAAAUCUUCACGGCCGACAAUCUGGAAAGUUUCAACGACUUCAAGACCGAGCAUGACGGCUGGCUAGAAUCGCACGGUCUUGACGAGGCUGUCCUAGACAGGAAAAUGCGCCUUCUUACGUUGGCGUCCCUUGCGGCACACGAGAACCAGAAACGCACGCUCUCGUACACGCAGAUUGCAAAGGCUCUGCAAGUGCCUGAGGACGAAGUGGAGAUGUGGGUCAUCGACGUGAUCCGCGCCGGUCUCGUCGAGGGCAAGCUUUCGCAGCUGAACCAACAGUUCCUCAUCCACCGCAGCACAUAUCGAGUGUUUGGCGAGAAGCAGUGGCAGGAGGUCUCGGCCAGGUUAGACAUGUGGCGGUCCAGUCUCACGGAGAUCCUAGGCGUGAUUCGCGCUGAGAAGGAAAAUUUCCUUCAGCAAAAGGAGCAGGAGCUGAAAGAGGCGGAGGCGAAGGCUAGCGGCGCCGGCGAGGGAGAGAAAGAGCGAGGUGGCCGUGGCGAGGGUCGCGGAGGCUUCCGAGGUGGUCGAGGCAGAGGUGGAGGUGCGGCUGGCAAUCGGGAAGCCGCUGCGCCUCCCCCCGCAGCAACUGAGAUUGAAUCGGAGGCAUGAGGAAGCGGGAGAUGAUCGUUGACGAUUGUUGCGUUCGCAUGGCAUUCUACGGUUGGGUUAUGCGGAAAUAUGAAAAGCUACCAUAACAUUCAUACAAGGACAGGAUUCUAGAUUGCCUGGUAACGGCGUGAAUAUCAUGGUAGAUACAAUAACUAUGCAAAGUAAAUUAUGUGCCAAGGGGAUUUGAGGACCAUGAUAGCAUCAACCAAAACCGCAAUGGAAAUACAUCCAUAUUCGAAGCAGCUCUAACGUGCUUUGCUUGGGCUUGCAUAUUUCUGCAAUCCAGACUGAAUUUUCGCUG
Messenger RNA from Verruconis gallopava, 1768 nucleotides. RefSeq lists its product as uncharacterized. Lineage: Eukaryota; Fungi; Ascomycota; Dothideomycetes; Venturiales; Sympoventuriaceae. Gene Ontology annotation, molecular function: translation initiation factor activity. The transcript is spliced from 2 exons. Gene Ontology annotation, biological process: cytoplasmic translational initiation. The record is from RefSeq and is a predicted model, not a curated record. Gene Ontology annotation, cellular component: cytoplasm; eukaryotic translation initiation factor 3 complex. The coding region runs from base 79 to 1467 and encodes 462 amino acids.